ACACAACGCGCCGGCGCAGUGAGAUCCACGUGGUUGAAGAGCAGUAUCUGAUUGAAAUGGAGGACUCAGAGAGGCAUAACGGAGCUUGCUCGCUUUUUACAUUUAGAUAGUUAGGUUUAUUAGCAACGUUUUAUAUUAUUGACUCUAUUAUAUUGUUUUGUUAAACUGCCAUUAUGGGAAAGUCAAAGACCAAAAACCAGAGGAAGUCACGUUUGAGUGCGAACCAUGUGGCGGAAGAGGUGUUCGGUGCGGUCCCUCACGUGUUUCACCGUGGCCAAGUCAGCAAGAAUGUCGGUCAGCUAGUGGAGAACAUGCGGCGCGUCGUGGAGCCCUUCACUGCAGAAUCCCCCUUAAGCAGGGCCACUGGGAGUGACACACGUCAUGAUCUUCACCAAGACGCCCAGCAGUGUCAACAUGGUAAAUAAGUCUGCAAACACCAGAGGCUUGCUCGGCUGCCUAAAGGCCCUAUGCUCCAUUUCCGGGUGACCAAAGUACUCCCUUAUUAAAGAUGUGGUCUCGUCACUGAAGAGGCACUGCUGGUCCUCAAUAACUUUGGCUCGGAGGGCAUGCAUGUCAAACUUAUGGCCACCAUGUUCCAAAACAUGUUCCCUUCCAUCAAUGUGCACAAGGUAGCCCUCAACGCCAUAAAGAGAUGUACAUUGCUGAACUACGAUCCAGUGUCUCAAGAAAUUGAAUUUCGCCAUUACAGCCUGAAAGUAGUCCCUGUGUGCAUGAGUAGAGGAGUGAAGAAGCUGAUGCAGGAAAAGUUCCCCAACAUGAGCAAGUUUGAGGACAUCAGUGAGCUGCUGAUGAAAGGGGCUAAUCUUUCAGAAAGUGAAGCAGAGCAAGAUGGAGAUCACAACAUAACGGAACUGCCACAGAUCUACUCCGGGCGUGGUAACAUGGCGUCUCAACAGAGCGCUGUGAGACUGACUGAGAUAGGCUCACGCAUCACCAUGCAGCUGGUGAAGAUCGAGGAGGGAAUGGGAGAGGGGAACAUUCUCUACCAUGCAGUCAUCUCCAAGACUGAGGAAGAGCUUCAGGAGAUCCUGGUCCGAAAAGAGGCGCAGAUGAAAGAAGAGCAGGAACGGAAGAAAAAACAAGAGCCGGAUGUUUCCCAAAAGAAAGCGUUACUGGAGGAGAACAAGAAAAGAAACAUGGCCGGCAUCAAGAGGAAGCGCCAGGAGGAGGAAGAGCAUGACCCUGAAGUGGAGGAUCCUGGGAACCAGGAUAACAGGCCCCCGGUUGUUGAAUCUGACGACGAGGCAGAGUACUACAGACAGGCUGUAGGGGAGGAGCCAGAUUAAGAUAUGUUCCCUGCAGCCAAGAGGAGGCAAAGACCUGAAAGGCCCUCAGGAGGACCCUUCAAGAAGAGGAAACCGUUCUCUGGCGACGACAGGAAAAACAAAUAUGGUUCCAAGUCACCUCAUAGGUCUGGUCCGAGAGGGAAACCCAGAGACCGAAUGGGGGGGUGGCGUGGACAGGAAAUGGGGAAAGCGAUUUAGGGAUGGGGGCAAAUCAUUUGGAAAGAUGUCACCGGGGGGGGCAAAAGGUUUGGAGGAAAGAAAUUUGGUGACAGGGAUAAAAGAUUUGGAGGGAAGUUUGGGGGGGGGCAAUAAAUUUGGGGGUGAUAGGGGUUCUAAGAUAAGGGCAAACCUCAUCCUGGUGGUUUCAAGAAGGGUUGAAGGAGGGCUUCAAACAGAGGAAGGGGAAGAGCUGAGCUUCAUAACCCUGGAUUGAUGCGCGCUGAGCGCUCUACCCUGGUAAAACAUCAGGUGGCAGUACGGACUCACGCUUGUGGUCACUGCAGUUUCUGAUCAACAUGAACAGAGGAAUUUAUUCCUUAAUGAAAGGACAUUGGUAUCGCCACAAGUCAGCUGGAGGACUGGAUGAAAAUGCAAUGAUGAAUUUUGUGCCUUGUGAACAUGUUUAUAAAAAAUAUUAUAAGCAUUGGCAAAUAAAUAGCUGAAUACAAGGUA
Oncorhynchus keta (chum salmon) is the source of this 1979-nucleotide messenger RNA. RefSeq names its product peter pan homolog (gene ppan). Gene Ontology annotation, cellular component: preribosome, large subunit precursor. The record is from RefSeq and is a predicted model, not a curated record. Gene Ontology annotation, molecular function: rRNA binding. The transcript is spliced from 12 exons. Gene Ontology annotation, biological process: ribosomal large subunit assembly; rRNA processing. NCBI's taxonomy places the organism in Eukaryota, Metazoa, Chordata, Actinopteri, Salmoniformes, Salmonidae.